Messenger RNA from Moesziomyces antarcticus, 1089 nucleotides. RefSeq lists its product as uncharacterized. The transcript has 2 exons. Lineage: Eukaryota; Fungi; Basidiomycota; Ustilaginomycetes; Ustilaginales; Ustilaginaceae. Gene Ontology annotation, cellular component: elongator holoenzyme complex. Gene Ontology annotation, biological process: tRNA wobble uridine modification. The record is from RefSeq and is a predicted model, not a curated record. Bases 1 to 1089 code for a protein of 362 amino acids.
AUGCCGAACCUGGACAGCUUGUUGUCCUUCCCGACCCCCGGUGUGGGGUCGUCGAGCGGUCCGACACGCACACCGAUCCCGCCACGCUCUUCCCACGUCCUCGUCACGGACACUACCGACGCGCCCGCCCUGUUCGUCUUGAUGCACUUCCUACGAGCAUCGCAUGCGUACAACAAGACGCUUCGGCCCGGGCCAGACACUGCGAGCAUCAAGGGGAAAGGGAAAGCGCGCACGAAGGUCGUCUGGCUCGGCUGCACCUCCGAGGGCAUCGUGCAUCUCAAGAACGUCGCGCGCAAGUCGGGCGUGCAUCUGGACGAAGAGACCGCCCAGGGCACAUUCAAGUUCAUCGACGCAGCUGCAGAGGUGUACGAAGCAUCUGGGAUCGAAAGCUCGGCAGCAGCACUAAGCAUACAAGGCGAUGCAUCUCGUACGCAUACGCCAUUCAAGCGCAUCUAUGACCAGAUCGCUCGCGAGCUCACAACGACCUCGCAUCACGACACCCAGUUGUUAGAGAGCGAGUGGGGGUCACGAAACCUCAUCAUCGUCGACGAUCUCACCGCUCUUGCAUGGGGUGCCGACUCCAUCGACGCACAGGGGCAUGUGACCAAUGUUGGCCAACAGACAAGCCAAUGGCUCGGCGCACUCACUGCGUUGGCAACCAGAAACGAUGCGAGUGUGGUCACGCUGAUGCAUGCGGAUGCGACGUCGAGCAGCAAGAACGGUGCGUCCGACCCGGUCGACGAGUGUCUGCUGAGCAGCCUGCUCCAGACGGCCGAUGUGUGGGUGGAAGUCAAGGAGCUUGCGAGUGGACGUGCGCGCGACUGCGAUGGCGAAAUCACUGUCCAUCCUCUAGUGCGUCCAUCGCUCGCCCACACGCUUGCCCCCUCUGCAUCUCACGCUCAGCAACACCGCAACGUGCCUCCGUUGCAGGCAUUUGCAGUCGAGACGCCCUGUCCCACACGCGCGAAGGCUGUACUGUACCGCAUCGCUCCCGACGGCCAGAGCGCUGCCCUUGGUGGCGCCACCAUCGGCUCCAACACAGGCCGCGUCCAGGUUUGGCCAAGAGGCACAGGCCGAGGCUUUCUCUGA